Messenger RNA from Chrysemys picta bellii (western painted turtle), 2006 nucleotides. Lineage: Eukaryota; Metazoa; Chordata; Testudines; Emydidae. The record is from RefSeq and is a predicted model, not a curated record.
UGAGCCACAACCAAGCACUGAUGUUCUCAAAAAGGGGGGUGGGCAUGGCUGCCCUGCUUAAAAAAGGGAGGAGGGGCAAUUAUCUCUUGUACCCCACUGUCUCCAGCACCUAUGCCACAAUAACAUACACCCUUCCCCAAGGAAACUGUGAUAUUUGUGUGUUUGUAUUUUGUUAGAUUUAUUUUUAAGAUUCUUAUUGCAACAAGAUAACAUCAGAGAAGCGGGGUGUAUACUGUGUGUUGAAGACUAAUAUUCCUGUGGUUAUUUGAAUCCACAGACAGACCCAAUCCUGCUACCAUUAAAGUCGACAGGAGUUUACCAACUUUCAUGGGAUCAUGAUUGGGAUGCAUGCAUAUGUGCAUGUGUUUCUGUGAGGAUGUAGUACAGAAAAAGGAAGAAACAUGCAUUUAAUCACUGAGAAAUGUUAUCUGUUUUCUUCCCUACAUUUAGACACUGAAAAGCAUUUUGAAUCAGAACUGAAAAAACUAAGAACUGAAAUAGAUUGGAGAAGGGCUCGCAACAAUGCAGGUGACAUCAUUCUUGAUGCAGGCACAGCCCACCCCAACCUCUCCAUUUCUGGGGAUAAGAAGAAUUUGAAACAUGAAGCCCAACCUCAGAAAGUUCAUCAAAAGCCAGAGAGGUUCGAUUCGACUGUCUGUGUGUUGGGCUCUGAAGGAUUCUCCUCUGGAAAGCACUACUGGGAGGUGGAUGUUGGGAGCAGCACUGACUGGGACCUGGGAGUGGCCAGAAAAUCCAUAAAGAGAAAAGGAAAACUUUCCUUGUCCCCUAAAGAGGGAUUCUGGGCUCUGGGUGUGAGUGGGAAAGAUUGUUGGGCAAAAACAGACCCAUGGACCCGGGUCCUGGUGCAGAAAAAGGUCAAGAAAAUUGGAGUUUACCUUAAUUACCAAGAUGGACAGGUGACUUUUUUCAAUGUAACUGACAUGUCUGUGUUGUUCACAUUUAAUGAUUGUUCAUUCUCAGGUGCUGUUUAUCCAUUCUUUAAAAAUUCCCACAAAGAAACAAUAAUGAGAAUUUGUUCUAUAAAAGAAGACUAAUCAUUUUAAAAUGUUGUGAGAACUACAGAUAAAGUCCAUGAACCACUAGGUAACCACCACUAGGAAAUCUCAUUGAUAACUUUAUUCUUUGUCCCCCAGGACCUUGAUGUCUGGGAAGGAAAUAUUUGAACUACUCCGUUUUCCAGUUGUACAUAAUUUAUUAUCAAAACUAAGUAAUGGAGAAAAGGGAAGACAAAAUAAUAAUAAAAAAUAUAAAUAAAACAAAAAAAUAAAAUAAGUAAAUGUAAAUAUAAAAUUGUCAUAUCAAUUCAAUUAUCAGUGUAACUAAAUAAAAACAAUAUCAAGUAACUCCUCUAUAUACAAGCUGAGGUAAUGGCAGUCCAUUUACCUAUCAGCCAAAACUACUUGAACUUUGUCUCAGUUAGGUCUAAUCUUGUAUUCCAGGCUGGUACAAAGGGGAGAAAAACAAACCAAAAGCUAAAGCUGAUGUUUGAAACACAGUUUAAAUGCCACCAAUGAGCUGCCUCCAAGAUUUCAGUGGUUAAAUUAUAGUAAUCCUUAUAUGGUCACAUGGAAUCUUCCUAAUAAUUCAGGAUAAUGGAACGUUUUAUAUUUAACAAGGCCACAAUUAUAACUAAUGACAAUUUCUUAGAUUUUAAGUUAAUUUCCAGCAUGAAAAAAAUCAUUCAGAAUGAUUUAGCCAUACAUAGAAAUGAAAAUUCCUCAAUAUUUUUUUUUAAGUUUCGAUAUUUUGCAAGCAGAUGUUUCACUUUAUUAAUUGGUGAUGUAACAGACUAAAUUUGAACAGGUGCUUUAACAUCAAAAUCUGAGUGAAAGCUUAGACUUUAACCCUAAAAGGUCGUUUACCUUAAAAAUCAUAAUUUUAGGUUCACAUUUCAGGGUAUCACUACUCAUGUUAUCGUGGUGUAUCUUUAAAAUCCUCUCAACAAUAAAAAUAUCAUAAAGAGAGAAAUAUAAUGUUUUUAUUUA